AUGAAGACAUAGAAAUAUUUAAGAGAGCCUUAAAGAUUUUUGAUAUAUGAUGUGCGUUAAUACAAUAAUCCAUUAUAUGAACCUGCUAGCGAUAGAAAACCUACAUUGAUUUAGAAUGAUUAUAAUACAGAAAUACCAAUUUUAAUUGACUAUGGUAGUGGCAUAACAAAAGCUGGUUGGGGUAAUAGUACUAAACCUGAUCUCUCAGUGCAAUCAUUACUUAGCAAGUCUAAAGACUCAAAAACUAGCAUAACUUAGGCAUUAACUUCUAGCAAGAUAAAAGAUGUUGAUUUAUUCAAGGGAAAUUAUAGAUCGCCUUAUGAAAGAAAUAUAAUAUAGCAAUUUGGUUUGCUAGAAAACCUUAAUGAUUUUAUUUUUAAUGAGAUUGGUGUAGUUGAAUCCAAGGUAGAUCAUCCUUUGAUUAUAACUGAACCUGUUGCCAACCCAGAAUAUUGCAGAUAAAAUUUGCUUGAAUAAUAUUUCGAAUGUUAUGAAAUUCCUUCUGUGAUGAUAGGUGUAGAUACAUUUUUUGCAACAUUUUAUGAAUUCGGGUAGGAUAGAUAUCAAUCUGAAACAUGCUUAAUUAUAAGUAUAGGCCACACCACAUGCCACAUUAUUCCUAUGGUAAAUGGCUAGAUAAUUUUUGAAGAAAUAAAGAGAAUAAAUGUUGGAUAUUUUAAUAGCUUUGAAGUUCUAUAUAAGCAGCUUAUUUUAAAGAACAAUCAUUAAAAACAUCACUUAGAUUAUUAAACUGUUUAAGCAAUACAUUUGAAUAAUUGUUCUGUUGCUGUUAAUUAUGAUGAAUAGCUUAAAUAUUUAAAAUUAGGCACAGAUGGUUUCCAAAAUAAAUUUUAUAGCAAUCCUAUUGUAAGAGAAAACAACAUUCUUACUGAUUUAGAGUGUCUAUAAGAACCUAUUUACAUAGAUUUCCCUAUACAAUAAAAAAUUAUAGAUGAAAGCGAACUUCUAAGAAAGUAAGAAAUUAGAUAGAAAUAAGCAGAGAGACUUAAAGAAGCAAUGCAAAAAAAAAGGGAAGAGAAAAAAAGAGCUCAUGAAAAAGAGUUAGCAGAACUAGAAUCAUUAGAAAUUAAAUUCAAGGAAGACUAACAAUCAGCAAAAAUGGUUAUAGAGCAGUAUUUUGGUAAAGGUAAGGGAAUAGAAGAAGUUCGUAAAAGAAUAUAAAAAGUCAAAGUAAAACUAGGCUUUCUCCCAAAAGACACUUUGGAAGAAGAUAAAUAUACCCUAAUAAAUAUUGCAGAUUCUUAGCUAACAGCUUAGCAACAAAAACAAAAAAAAUUACAAAUAAUACAGAAGCAAGCUGCAGAAACAAGAGCUGAAAAAAAGGCUCUUGAAAAAUAGAAAAAAGAGGAAAUAAUUAAAAUGAAAACUUCUAACCCAGAAGUUUAUCUGAAUAUGCUUUAUGAAAAAAGAUUAAAAAUAAUAAAGAAAGUAGAUGAAAAAAAGAAACAUCAACAAGAGCUUUCCACUAGAAAUUCUAGAGUUAACUAAAAAAGAAUGUAAACUAUUGCUUAGUUAGGAGCUUCUGAGAAAAUCGGAAAAGAUGAUAAUUUUGGUAUGAACGAUGAAGAUUGGAAUAUCUAUAUUGGCAUACAAAAGGACUAUGAAUCAGAUGAAGAGAAUUAAGAAAUGAAGCUAAAUGAAAUCGAAAUAGAAUUGAGAGAAAUGGAUCCAAAUUUUGAUGAUAAAAUCAAAAUUGGUGAAGUAAAUCCGUACGGUCUUAGUAUGUAAGAACCAUUUAUAGAACUUUCAGUAGAUCGCUUUAGAGGUAACGAAGCUAUAUUCUAGCCAGGAAUAGUUGGAGUUGAUCAAUCAGGUCUUUCAGAUGUUAUCACAUUUGUGCUUAACAAAUUCCCAGCAGAAACAUAAGCAAAGCUUCUUUCAAAUAUAAGAAUCACUGGAGGAGGUAGUGUUAUGCAAGGAUUAGCUAAAAGAAUGGAAAGAGAUUUAACUUCUAACUUCAAGGUAGGAAGUGUUGUUUAAGUUAAUCUUAUGUCGGAACCUAUAUUUGGUGCUUGGCUAGGUAUGCAAAAAGUUUAUAAAUAAUAUGGAAAUAAAUUAAAUGAUUACUUUAUUUCUAAGCAGGAAUAUUUUGAAAAAGGAUCUUCUGAAGGUCUUUUUAAAAGUAAUCCUUUUUCAAAUGUUGUUAUUCCUUAUUGA
Tetrahymena thermophila SB210 is the source of this 2178-nucleotide messenger RNA. RefSeq names its product actin. Gene Ontology annotation, biological process: regulation of transcription by RNA polymerase II. Gene Ontology annotation, molecular function: chromatin binding. The transcript has 7 exons. NCBI's taxonomy places the organism in Eukaryota, Ciliophora, Oligohymenophorea, Hymenostomatida, Tetrahymenidae. The record is from RefSeq and is a predicted model, not a curated record. Gene Ontology annotation, cellular component: NuA4 histone acetyltransferase complex; SWI/SNF complex.